AUGGUACUUCCAGCGGGGGCGAGCAAGACGGCGGUGAAGCAGCUGGCCAAGCUUCAGAAGCGUCGCGAACGACGGGAACAGGAACCAGCAGAGCGCCAGGAGGUUCGCCUCCCGCCCAGUAGCGGAGCCCCACCCGUCAUUGAGCUGGAGGAUUUAGAUGACUGGUUGCCUCUGGUUCUAGAUCAUCGGCGGCGGCCACCAAAUGACAAGAAUCCUAGCUCUUUGUGCGUGCUGGAGGGACUGGGCGGCAGUGCUCCCACCACCUGCGGUCCUGGUGUGGAAACGGUGCGCAGAAUCUACGCAGAUCCAGCGGCUCUGAAGGAGCACAGGUCUGGAUUGAGACGCUUGAAGCGAGGCAGUUCUCGCUGGAGGCCACCCAGCAAUCCGGUUGGUCACACGGUUCCAGGAAAUGCAAGGUACGGCGAAGUCUUGCCUGAAGUCAGAAGUCCACCUGCUAUCUCGCACUCUGCUUCCUUGCCAGCAACCAGCAGUGGUGUGUUCUUUCAGACGGAAGUCAAGAUGGAGGAUGCUGCGCCUGCAGUGACAAAGACUUCAUCUGUUCCGAACCUGCCGAAGCUGGGCCUAGCUGAAGAGCUCCCUGAAAUGUCGACCACAGUAGAGCUGAAGACCUCCGUGGACGCCAUGGGGACAGAGUUUGCGGAUAUCAGUAAGUUAGAUGGAGCAGACGCGCCUUCAGCUGCAGAAUCCAAGGGGGGGAGGAACAAGCAAGCGCAGCGUUUGAUGAAGGCCUUUGAAAAAGCAGUUACGGGGAGAUCUGUACUCAUAUUCACUGACAAGGCAGACGUUCGAAAGGGGAUCAUGCGAUCCCUCAUCUGUGCUGCCAGGGAGAUGUCAAUAUGUUUUGCUCGCUCGUCCAACGAUUUCUGGAAGAGGCUGCACGAUGGCAAGGAAAGAUUCCAUGCACUAAUUGUAGACCUGGGCAAGUCGGAACUUGAAGCAGAAGGACUUGUCAAGACAGUCCGAGCUGAUGCGCAUUAUGGCGGAGUUCCGAUAAUUGUUCUCUCCAAAGAGCAUGAGUUGCCUGACCUCGUGAAGAAGAGCUGCAGCUUUGUCGUCUUCCAUCCCUUGUCCUCCUCCAUGCUCAGAGAAGCAUUGCUGUGGUGCUUCAACCGCAGUGCGCUGAAGAACCAAAGCUAUUAUUUUCCUGCAAACCCGCAACCGGAGAAUUUCCCGAAGCUGACAACAGCUGCCUCCACAACGUCUCUCAACUUGACCGUGAGAGCCAGGAGACUCAAAAUGUAG
Messenger RNA from Symbiodinium sp. CCMP2456, 1263 nucleotides. Lineage: Eukaryota; Dinophyceae; Suessiales; Symbiodiniaceae. The record is from the annotation of a GenBank genome assembly.